Laccaria bicolor S238N-H82 is the source of this 1473-nucleotide messenger RNA. RefSeq lists its product as uncharacterized. NCBI's taxonomy places the organism in Eukaryota, Fungi, Basidiomycota, Agaricomycetes, Agaricales, Hydnangiaceae. The record is from RefSeq and is a predicted model, not a curated record. Gene Ontology annotation, biological process: dephosphorylation. Gene Ontology annotation, molecular function: phosphatase activity. The transcript is spliced from 13 exons. Bases 1 to 1473 code for a protein of 490 amino acids.
AUGAGACCUGAAAACAAAAGUUAUCUUGGCUUAUUGCUACUGUCGAUCUCUGCUCUCUUUCUGAUAUCUGUCAGCGCCAGGAUACCCAACCAAGCCGCACAAAGUGACUUUACAAUGCCUCACAGAUCAUCGAAUCCACCGUACAAAGGAGAUUAUUUUGUUCCGUAUCCAUCACAGGUUCCGUUUGACGUCGCUGGUUACACUGUUGCACCCGUGAAUCUUCAACUGGAGCAGGUGCACGUAUACGUGCGCCAUGGCGAACGCACCCCGGUUGGUAUCCGACUUGCAGGCCCUCCAGCAAAUAUUCCAGAACACUGGAUGAUGUGUAAAACGGCUCGCCGGUUCAAGGCCGCUGUGACAGGGUUCGUGAAUGCAAACCCAGAUACGGCCGAGGUCCCUCAGACAAGGAAGGUUGUGGAGAGACGCGAUGGGAGGUCAGCAGAUGGGGAGUGUCUAUUAGGCGAGUUGACGGAUAUCGGAAGACAGUCCACUUUUAGCUUCGGGAAAGGCUUGCGAAGGCUUUAUAUAGAGAAGUUGGGAUUUCUCCCAGAUACGAUCCAAGACACAAAAGCAGUGUACUUCCGUACCACAAAUAUCCCAAGAACUACAGAAUCGCUACAGCAAAUCAUCCACGGACUAUACCCUACAAGCAAGUGCCACCCGGCCGCCAUACCCCCCAUUCUGAUACGCAACGGAAAAGACGAGAACUUGAUCGGUAACACCUACGGAUGCAAACGUCUAGAAAUUUUACUCGUCAGUUUCGCGAAAGCCGCUGCUGAAGCGUUCAAUCAUACACUAGAACAUCUUGACCCCAAGCUUUCCAAAUAUCUCGACGGGAACCCAAUACGUAUAGACGGCAAACCACGAGCUUCGGGCGUUCUUGAUACGGUCCGUGCAGCGACUGCUCAUGGCCUAAAAGUCCCAGCGGAAUUUGAAGACCCGACAGUCAUUGAUCUCAUCGAAAGGGCCGUAGUGACUGAAUGGUUCGCAGAUAAGACCGAAGAAGUCCGCCGGUUAGGUAUGGGCCCGCUGCUGGGCGACAUGAUAGGCAAGAUGCAGCAUAAAGUCGACCAUGGGGAUAAGGACCCUUUGAAGAUUCUCGUUCAUAGUACGCAUGAUACUGCCAUUGCGGGGUUGUGCGCUACUUUGGAUGUGUUUGAUGAGAAAUGGCCAGCCUUCACAGCUGCGAUCACCUUUGAACUCUUCAAGAAAUCGGGUGACUCGGCUAACCAGGACAAAUCUCCCAAUUACCCUCAAUCUUUCUUGCCCUUCCUAGUAAAAACAACCCCCACACAGCACUACGUCCGAAUGCGAUACCAGCACAAAAACCUCAUCCUUCCCCUGUGCGCUGGCCCAGGCAGACACUUAGAAGGCCACCCUGAAAUUUGUACGCUCGCUGCGUUCCGGGAACGAGUGAGCGAGUUGGUACCCGAUGAUUGGGAUGCGGAGUGCUUACCUGCUGGGAGGCUUUGA